AUGGAGAAUACAACAACAUUAGAAGGAUUGGAGUCUGCUAGUGUAGAGAGUUUUUUCUUAGAUUCAGAUGCUCUAUCACCAACAACAACAACAAUUGUAGAAGAUAAACAAGAUACUAGUCUUCUUGUACAAGAGUCGGUUAUUACUGCCACUACAGCUGUCGUACAAGAGGCAGAACAAGAAUCUACUAAAAUAAACUCUACAACUUCUCAAGCAGAGGAAGAGGAAGAGGAAGAAGAAGAGCAUGUUGGUCAUAGAAAUAAAAAAGUUGAUGUUGAAGAUGAAUCAGAGUUGAAUGGUUCAAUUGACAAAUCAAUUGAUGCUGAAGAUGACAACAACAAGGAGACUAUAGUUGAGUCGUCAACUAGCACAACAACAACAACAACAACGACUGCAGUUGUUGAAAACACAACAGAAGAAGAUAUUUUUGGAUCAGAUAAAGAAGAGGAAGAAGAUGAAGAUAAGCCAAAGUUUACCAGACUUUCAAAGAGACGUGAAAAAAGAGUUGAAAAGGUUCAAGAUAAUGAUGAUGAUUUGGAUCUAGACGAAGAAUCAGAAGAAGAAGAUAAUAACAAGAAAAAGAAAAAGAAAGACAAGGAUGGUGACUAUGUAGUAGAAAACCAAUCAGAGGAAGAGGAAGAAGAGGAAAAGAAUUCAUCAGAUGAAGACAAGAAAAAGAAGAAAAAGAAGAGUAAAAAGGAGAAAAAGGAAAAGAAAUCAUCAUCAUCUGACAAGAAGGAAAAGAAGAGAAAGCAAAGUCAAGACAAGGAACCUAAAAAGAAAAAGGAAAGAUCGAGCAAAAAGAAAAAAGAUGAUAGUAUGAUGAUCAUUGACGAUGAAGGCGAUGACAACAAUAACAACAACAGUAGCAAUGCUAAAGAGUCUGAUCCACUCCAAGAAGUAUUGGAUUCAUUAAAGCAUCGUCGUGCUACCAAGCUCGACAUUGAAGACAUUAAAAACAUGUCGAUGGAAAUCAUCGACAAAAUGAUCGAUGCUGCUGAACGCGACACUGAAGCGAACCGCAAACGCCAACCCGCACUCAACAAGGUGGUUCUCUUGGCAGAGGUCGAGCGUAUCCUCAGCAAGGUACAAUUGUACGAUUUCUUGUGCUACGAUGCCAAGCCAUCAAUCUUUGUCGUCAUUUCGCAGUGGCUUGACCCAUUGCCAGACGGCUCGCAACCAAACCUCAAAAUCAAAACAGCACUCUUGCGUAUCCUCACCUUGCUGCCCGCCAACCGUGACGCUAUCCGCGGUACGAGUAUCGUUAGAUUCAUCCAGGCAGUGCAAAACAACGACAAUGAAUCGCCGUUGAUUAGAAAGCUUGCCUAUGAUGCCAUGCACAAGUGGUCUGCACCGGGUGACAGCUCGCGUGAAGACUCACGAUACGACGAGGUCGAAGUUGACAUGGACGCUGUCAAGAGAGCUGCUGCCGACGAAGGUCUCACCAAAAAAUUCACCAAAGAAGACUACCUUCCCAAGCACAUUAAGCAUGCCGGUUUCAUCCCCCGUUCCAUGACCAACUAUACCGUCCGUCCAAAAGGCCUCGAUCCAAAGAGUAACAUUGCCAUCUCGUCUCCACUCCGUACCAUAAAUCGUAUCGAUCGUGAGAUUGAAAAGAAACGUUUGAAACAACCAGCUCGAGGUAGUCCAAGAGCUCAUAAUGUUUCAAUUGAAGGUAGAGGUUUAAAUUUAAUGUAA
Messenger RNA from Cavenderia fasciculata, 1698 nucleotides. Its product is annotated as IWS1 family protein. Gene Ontology annotation, biological process: poly(A)+ mRNA export from nucleus. The record is from RefSeq and is a predicted model, not a curated record. The coding region runs from base 1 to 1698 and encodes 565 amino acids. Gene Ontology annotation, cellular component: nucleus. NCBI's taxonomy places the organism in Eukaryota, Evosea, Eumycetozoa, Acytosteliales, Cavenderiaceae. The transcript has a single exon.